Messenger RNA from Bombyx mori (domestic silkworm), 4240 nucleotides. RefSeq names its product b(0,+)-type amino acid transporter 1. The record is from RefSeq and is a predicted model, not a curated record. Gene Ontology annotation, cellular component: membrane. Bases 665 to 2323 code for a protein of 552 amino acids. Gene Ontology annotation, biological process: amino acid transmembrane transport. The transcript is spliced from 13 exons. NCBI's taxonomy places the organism in Eukaryota, Metazoa, Arthropoda, Insecta, Lepidoptera, Bombycidae. Gene Ontology annotation, molecular function: L-amino acid transmembrane transporter activity.
UGAUAAUAUCAGCUACUAAAUAUGUAUAAAAGAACAUAAACUGCCCUAUUUACAGAUUAUCUAACAAUGGCUUGUUGACGAAUCGGAUGUGCGUUCAUCGUAGAAUGCGGAGACCAUUGUCAAACGGCCGAGUCAAAUGUGACGUUUGAUGUUAUUGUAUGACUGGCUGGUGACGAGACAUCAGUUCUCAUUGCCAUUGAUCGGAGGGCGGGCGAAGGCGGGCGGGUGGCGCCCACGUGCUCACUCGAGACCGGAAUAGAUAGUCCGCUCCGCGCAACCGUAUUAACCUAACAUCUUUCACGCACUUCCAUCGCUUAAACAAAAAAAAAAAAAACAAAAAAAAAAACAUCAACAAAAAUCUGAAUCAAAUUUCACGUUUAAAUAAAUUUAACUUACUUUACAUAACCUUUCGUAAAUUGUUUAAGUCAUAAAUUCUUUGGGAAACGCGAUUUGUAUUUCUCAUACGCACAAACGUCACAGGUGUGCAUUCUGCUAUUUUAAUGUAAACUUUACCACCGAGUCGUGCAGUACUGGCUUGACUUUGGUAUCGUAAGGAUCGUCCGUGGGUGUUGUUACGCGAGUUACGCGAUAUUUAGAUUUAGCACCUUGACUCAGUUAUUUGAUAGAGUAGUAGAUAUAGUGAGCACCGGCAUCCGCUGAGUGCAUGUGCGAUGCGAUGCGUGAUAAAAUCGCAGCAUUGUUUCGAGGCUCGGCGCACACACCUGCACACAACACAGAAAAGCUUCAGAAUGGUGUGCUUGAUCCAGUACUCGUCUUUUCGGAAGGGAGCACACGCGAAGGCGGAUUGGUUUGGCGCGGGUGCUCAGCCAGCUGCGAUGCCGAAGACGGCACGACGGGAGCGUUCGACGAUGGCAACUCAAACCCAGGAGACAAGCUGGAGGGGUCGGACGCAGCUCCGGACGACCCUGUUCACCUCAAGAGACGGGUGGGACUCUUCAGUGGGGUGGCUCUAAUUGUCGGCACUAUGAUUGGAUCAGGAAUAUUCGUAUCGCCCUCUGGGCUUUUGGCGCGUACCGGCUCAGUGGGCAUAAGCUUCAUCAUUUGGAUGGCAUGUGGCCUGCUCUCGUUGCUUGGAGCGCUUGCGUAUGCGGAAUUAGGGACAAUGAAUACAUCAUCUGGCGCUGAAUACGCCUAUUUCAUGGACGCCUUCGGGGGCCCACCCGCAUUCCUCUUUUCAUGGGUAUCGACAUUGGUUUUAAAACCAUCACAAAUGGCCAUUAUUUGCCUAAGCUUCGCCAAAUACGCCGUUGAGCCUUUUGUAGCGGAGUGCGAACCCCCUGACAGUUUGGUCAAAUUGGUUGCGGUCAUUUCGAUUGUGAUGAUCUUAGCAGUGAAUUGCUACAGUGUCAACUUGGCAACGAAUGUGCAAAAUAUUUUCACAGCGGCCAAACUCGUUGCGAUCGCGAUCAUCGUAUGCGGAGGAGCUUACAAACUGAUACUAGGUAAUACGCGACAUUUACAGGAGCCCAACUUCGCCAGUAGCAAGGCGACUCUGGGCAACAUUGCCACCGCAUUCUACACCGGCCUAUGGGCUUACGACGGAUGGAAUAACCUUAAUUAUGUCACGGAAGAAAUAAAAAAUCCUUCCAAGAAUCUCCCGCUAAGUAUCAUAAUCGGGAUACCGUUAGUAACACUAUGCUACGCUCUUGUGAAUGUAUCAUAUUUGGCGGUGAUGUCCGUGAGCGAGAUGGCGGAUAGUGAGGCAGUGGCGGUCACAUUCGGUAACCGAUUGCUCGGCCCGAUGGCCUGGUUGAUGCCAUUAGCCGUCACUAUAUCUACUUUUGGAUCAGCGAAUGGAACUCUAUUCGUGGCCGGAAGGUUGUGUUUUGCCGCGUCACGAGAAGGUCACUUAUUGGACAUCCUCUCUUACGUGCACGUGCGCCGUUUCACACCAGCACCCGGAUUGAUAUUCCACUCUUUAAUAGCCGUGGCAAUGGUGUUGUACGGGACGAUAGAUUCGUUAAUAGAUUUCUUCUCGUUCACCGCUUGGAUAUUCUACGGAGGCGCGAUGCUCGCUUUGAUUGUGAUGCGGUAUACGAAACCGCACGCCCCAAGACCUUACAAGGUACCAAUAAUUAUUCCGUACAUCGUGCUGUUUGUAUCGGCGUAUCUCGUGGUGGCUCCUAUACUGGACAAGCCUCAGUGGGAGUACAUGUAUGCGGCAGCGUUUAUAUUGGGAGGGCUGCUCGUGUAUCUUCCGUUCGUCAAAUGGGGAUAUUCAUUGCCGUUUAUGGAUAAAAUUACGGUGUUUCUGCAAAUGGUACUAGAGGUAGUGCCAACAUCUACAACGUUCGAAUACUAAAGUAGUGCCUGCCGGACCUUAAAGAGCGUCAAGUAAAAUCAUUUUCGAUAUCUACCACAUCAUAAACACAAUAAUUAUUACAAUGAAGUAUUAUUAAAAACGUUUCUCGGAAAUUCAUUUUCAUCACUUCAACAUUAAUAUUGAUAUAAUUCGUCUCUGAUUUCUAAGUACGUACUUGGAUAGUGAUUAAAUUACUUAAAUUAAAUUUGGUUGUUAAUUUUUGACUGAUAAAAUAUGUUCCUUAUUUUAAAAUGUAACAGACCGUAAUUCGGUAAUAAUGUUUUGAAAAUAACGUAAUGUGCGUGAAAUUAACAUAGACGAAAUAUUUUAUCGUAAAUAAAAUGUCUAAAAAUUUUAAACAAGAUUAGAGUAUUUUGGAUUUUUCUUUGUUUUGGUAAUUAAUCCAUUAAUUCUUUAAAUAAUCUAGGUUUUUUCAAUAUUUUUUAAGUUCAUCGUUCAUUUCAUUAGUUUGCACGAAUCAUUCCUAUGGGGUUAUUUGCUUUGAGAAUUUCUGUCAUCUUGUCUCUUCCUUGUUUUUUUUUUCGUAGGUGUUGAUUUUAUCUGUAGCAAAAGCUUAAGAUCGAUUUAACGUCUAAAAUCCAUAUCAAUAAUUUACGCAAAUUGGAAUCGUAAAGCAAUUUUAUCAUAGAGGCUCAUUAAUGGUGAUUGUUUCAACAUCAGGAUUCUCCACCGAUACGAUCGCUGUAAUACAUCCCACCUGGACCUUGUAUUAUUAUUUAUGUAUUUAUUUGUUCGGCACACAAUACACAUUACAAGCUAAAAAAAUACACAACAAAUAACAACAAGUAAAAAAUCUAUCUUGCAACAUAAGCCAUGCGCACGACUAAACAAGACAAAUGUGUACUUCUGGCUAAGCCCUUGCUUGCCUACCUGUCCUGGUAAAACUGGGAAGGCCGGAUCAUCAGUAACCCCUCAAAAAUAAAAAAAUAACAAAUGUACUGAAUUUUUACACAAUUUUCCUUACGACUAUAGGACAAAACAACACGAUAACGAAAACUAAUCUAACUUAUAAUGUAAGGAAAUAAUUUUACUCACAAUAAACAUUAAACAAUUACACUAUAUAAUAACUGUAAACAAUCAUGAUUACGAGCCAUGAGAUGACUGUCUUUCUCGACAAAACGUGAAGCCCCAUUCGUGUCACUAUGAGUGAUUGUGCUAAACUCAUGGUUUCUUAGUUAUCAUUAAUCACGAUAGUUAACCUUAGGGUAAUCAAUAGAUUAGUAUCUCAAUUUCGUUUUCAAGGUUUUCAUUAUUUGAUUUAUUGACACCUGGACCACUUAUUUUUGUGAACAUAAUUCUUUAUCCUAGUAUAUCAGAAGGCUGAGUAGGACCCCUUUACUUAAUUCCAGAGAAAAAAUAGGUCACAACAUGUCAAUAUAAAAUCCUCUUAAAAAGACUUAACUUUAAACUGUGUGUUAAAAAUAGUAAGUAUUCAAUUUAUUUUACAAUGGGAUUUUGCGAUCGGUAUAAUUUGGUCUUAUCAUUCCGUACCGAGGCAAACGAUAUUGUUGAUUUUAAUUUUUUAAAGACGUUUUUAAAAUAUUACUCGAGUUUAGUGUUCGAUAAGAAAUAAAAUUCCUGAAUUUGAGAGCGUACUCAUAAAUAAAUAUUUAUUUGCGAGAUGUUGGCAGCCGUGUAAUCUAAAAUUUUUAUUGAAAAAAUAAUUAUUUUAGUAUAAUACAUAGUUCGUAUUUACAUGUUAAGAAAUAUGUGGGCACACAGUACACAUGAUGAUGUGAUAUUGUUAUGUUCGAAAUUGAAGAGUAUUGUUGAUUUGUGAGUACAGGUAAAAUAAUCAAAAAAAUACAUCUUAUUAUUAUGUGAUCUCUUAAAGAGAGCAAAAAUAUUUAUUGUUAUACAUAACACUGAGCUAAAAUAAACACAAUUGAAAUCCGA